Penicillium antarcticum is the source of this 1479-nucleotide messenger RNA. Its product is annotated as cytochrome P450. Gene Ontology annotation, molecular function: monooxygenase activity; heme binding; iron ion binding. The transcript is spliced from 7 exons. The record is from RefSeq and is a predicted model, not a curated record. NCBI's taxonomy places the organism in Eukaryota, Fungi, Ascomycota, Eurotiomycetes, Eurotiales, Aspergillaceae. The coding region runs from base 1 to 1479 and encodes 492 amino acids.
AUGAUGUUGGCACACUUGGUUUUCUUCAUUUUGGGCCUGGUUGCUCUGAGGCUUUUCACCAAAAGGAGAACGAAUCUACCUCCAGGGCCAAAAGGAAGAUUUAUCAUUGGCAAUUUGUUCGACCUCCCACCGCCGGGAAUGCAAGAAUGGAAACACUGGCUCAAGCACAAGGAUCUCUACGGGCCUAUCAGCUCGAUCACAGCUCUGGGGAAAACCAUCAUCAUAAUCAAUGAUAGAGACCUGGCGUUCCAGAUCCUAGAAAAGAAUUCUGCAAAACAUUCAUCCCGGCCGCGCCUUGUCUUCGCCGAUGAAUUAUCUGGAUGGGGCAAACUCAUGUCAAGUCAGGAUAAUACACCACUUCUUCGGGCCUAUCGACGAGCCGUGACAAGAGUCAUCGGAACACGAGAAUCCGCAUCCAGAUUCAAUGGUCUUCUCGAAUUGGAGGCACAACGGUUUAUAUGCCGUGUGUUUCGAGAACCUAAGAAGUUCCUCCAACAUAACAGGACGGCUGCCGGUGCUUUCAUUCUGAAUAUAACAUACGGCUAUCACAUCGAGCCCCAAGGCGAAGACCCGUUAGUAUGUCUGGCUGAUCAUGCACUCAAGCAGUUUUCAGAUGCCGUCGUUCCAGGGUCAUGGCUAGUGGAUUUGAUCCCAGCGUUAAAAUAUGUCCCAGAAUGGAUGCCGGGGGCUAAUUUUCAACGAAUUGCUCGUGAUCACUUUCAAACUCUCACGAAACUGCUAGAAAGCCCAUUUGCAUUUGCAAAGUCUCAAAUGAGCAGAGAAGACCGAGGUUGCUUUGUAUCAACACUUCUCAAACAAGGAGAAGAUGAGGAUAUCAUCAAAUGGUCAGCAGUGGCAAUGUAUGGCGGAGGAUCCGAUACGGCUCAAGCCGAGAUGGACAAUAUAUUUGGUGGGCCUACAUUGCCAACAGUGGCCGAUCGCGACAAACUACCCUACGUGAAUGCAAUUGUGAAAGAAGCCAUCAGAUGGCAUAGUGUUGCACCUUUAGGUAUUCCUCAUAGAACAGAUGAGGACGACAUCAUCAACGGUUUCUUGAUUCCCAAGGAUGCAAUCAUUGUACCAAACAUCUGGUCAUUCAAUAACGACUCUGCGAUCUACCCUAGCCCACGGGAUUUCCAGCCGGAGCGUUUCCUUUCCUCUGCCAUAGAUCCCGGUGAUGUGAGCUUUGGCUUCGGUCGUAGAGUUUGCCCUGGGCGUCUGAUUGCCGAAACAUCUAUCUUUCUGAUGAUUGCACAUACACUAGCCGUGUUCGAUAUCAAGAAGCCUACCGGAGAGGAUGGAAAUCUCAUUGAACCGAUUGUCGAUUUCACACCGGGUAUUCUGAGCCACCCUGUUUUGUUUGAGGCUGCGGUUAUCCCACGAAGCCAGAAGCACGAACAACUCAUUAUCGACUUUGAGAAAGCCCAUCCUUUUCUGAAAGGAGAUUCUGAGACUUUGAGAAAAGUGUAUCCUUUAUAA